Messenger RNA from Ricinus communis (castor bean), 786 nucleotides. RefSeq lists its product as uncharacterized. The record is from RefSeq and is a predicted model, not a curated record. Lineage: Eukaryota; Viridiplantae; Streptophyta; Magnoliopsida; Malpighiales; Euphorbiaceae. Bases 306 to 551 code for a protein of 81 amino acids. The transcript is spliced from 2 exons.
GUUCCCAAGAAAAGAGUUAAUAGUAAUAUCACGUGAUUGAUCACAUGACCCUAGUUCAUUAUACUGUGUAAUCAUCAGUCAUCAGAAUCUGAAAGUCAUCACACACAAAUUUUUUGUAACAGUCAAAGUAGAGCACAUGAUCCCACUGCCAUCAGAUCCCAAUUCAGAUUUUUACUAAUAUUGCUUAACUAUCAGGUUAGGUAUAAGAAUCUCAACUAUUUAUACUAGAAGAAGCCAUUUUCACUCACUAGAAACAGCUCAAGAACUUGAAGUUAAAGUUAGCAUAAAAAGAGGAGUUGAUCAAAAUGAAAGCAUACGCUACAGCACUGGCUGUUCUUGCUCUUCUGCUUUCUGUUAUUCUAUCUGGGUGGAUAAACAGGGCUCAAGCAGAGGCUCGUCCGGACCCUCGACCACCUUCCCUGUCAAAUUUUCAAGGUUUCCAGGUAGAUAAGAAGAAUCCAUUCAAGCAGGUUGAUUCAAGCUUCAGAAGAAUACCUCCAAGUACUUCAAAUCCUACACAGAAUAAGUGCAAACCUCCGUUAGAUGAUUGAAGCAAUAUCCAAAACAGUAGAUUUAGAGUCUCUACAACAUUGCCUUUCUUUUCUUUUCUUUUCUAACAGUAGAUUCAGAAUCUCUACCACAUGGCCGUUCUUUUCUUUCCUAUUUUUUCCCCUUCGAUUCAUUCUCUUCUACCUCUUGCUGGCUUAGUGUAUGUAGGUGUAACAGCAGCUCAUAAUGCAUCUACAAUUUUGUUUCCCUCCAAGAUACUAUGAGUUGUUACGUAAA